AUGGCUAUGGGGGAAAUGAUGCAUCGCACGAUGUGUUUAAUGGUUCUCAUGCUUUGCUGCGCCUAUGGAUGUGUGCUCGCGAAUCAGUCUGACAAUCAACAACCUCCUCAACAUGCUGCUGUGCCCGGUAGCCCUGGUUUUGUUGCCCCUCUUGAUAAUGAAGGAUCCCACGCUGGCAAUGUUGCUCCCGUUAAUCGUUCACGUUGUCUUGCGGAUGGUACUAAGGCUGGUUCAGGUGUUAACACUCCUCCUUGUGUCCCUGAUCAUAAUGAAACUUCUUCUCCUAAGUUACCUAGUUUGACUACAAAAGGUACGCCUAGAAGGACUUCUGACACUCUUGAAGAAGAUGGUCGCGUUGAGAAGGUUGAUCAAACGGCUGAAGUUAUUGCUGCUCACCCUUUUCCUGGUACAACUCUCAAGCCGGAUACUAAUGCUACCCUUAACCCUGAUGUUCCUGGUACGUACGGUGUUGUGAAUGGUGGUCCUGGUACUCCCAAGAAUGCUGGUGCUCCUGGUGGACCACAUAAGCCUUACCCUGAUCCUGUUUUCCGAACGACAACUAACUAUGAUCCAAAGGCUCCUUGUAAUACAAGUGAUGUUUCCUGCCUUGUUGGUGUUCCUGGUGCUGUUCCUAUUCAUAAAGAUGGUCGAACAGCAUCUACACAUGGUGUUCAUGGUAUCAACAAGGAGGAUCGUUUUGCUAGAUCACAUCUUCUCACUCAACGUGAAGCUAAUCUUUCUACAGUUGGUGCUCCUACUGUUGCACGUAAUCGUGAUUCUCUUCCUCCUCCUACAACAGUUGAUUCCCAGAAUCAUGAGCAGCAGUCAGGUUCUACGAACAUACAUCAUGAAGAGAAUAAUAAUCAGGCAGAGAAUAUUGAAGCACCUGCACAGAGUGCACCAACAAGGAACACUCCCAAUACACCCACUAAGGUGACAUCACCCGCAAUGCCAACAAUACUGCAACCUCCUACGCCUGCAAAGAGCGAGACCAAACCACCCAAGAAGCGUAAGGCAGACAGCAGCAGUAUUGGUUCUGUGUGGGUACGUGUACCACUACUGAUUGUGGUGGUAUUGUUCUCCGUUACCGUGUACUGA
Messenger RNA from Trypanosoma theileri, 1098 nucleotides. RefSeq lists its product as uncharacterized. The record is from RefSeq and is a predicted model, not a curated record. Lineage: Eukaryota; Euglenozoa; Kinetoplastea; Trypanosomatida; Trypanosomatidae. Bases 1 to 1098 code for a protein of 365 amino acids. The transcript has a single exon.